Scheffersomyces coipomensis is the source of this 2109-nucleotide messenger RNA. RefSeq lists its product as uncharacterized. Lineage: Eukaryota; Fungi; Ascomycota; Pichiomycetes; Serinales; Debaryomycetaceae. The transcript has a single exon. The record is from RefSeq and is a predicted model, not a curated record. Bases 1 to 2109 code for a protein of 702 amino acids.
AUGAGUUCAAUAAGAGAAUUGAUUAAUACUGAUGAAUUUUUCCGCUUUUUCGAAGAUCAUAUUAAUUCACCUAGUUUAAACUUCUUUGAUGUUUUAAAAGAUGAAUCAUUAUCAAUCAAAUAUCAUGAUGGUUUAGCUAAAUUAACAGAAUAUCUUGAUAAUAUGAAUGAAGAAAUGAUCGAAAAGGAAGGUUAUGCUUAUUUUGGAACAAAGUCACCAAAAUAUGAUUAUAAAAUAUCUUUUAUAAUGAUGUAUAAAAUUUUGAAUGCUUAUUUCCCCAUUAAUAAUCUUUCACCUACUGAAAUUGAUCAUAUUAGAAGACGUCUCCAUGUCCUAGAUCAUUAUUUUUAUGAGUAUAAAGAUGAAGGAUAUAAAUAUUCUUGUAGAAUACUCUUUUUCAGAAACUAUGUUUUCAAUUUCAAGCUUGCUCAAAGUUAUUGGAAAAUGAAUGUCAUUGAUUCAAAUCCUCCUCGAUCACCUAAUUUACCUCCAACAUUGUGUUCUAGUGAUGCAAAUUAUAGACAAAAACGUCCUGAACGGAUAAUUAAUAAAAAUCGUUUCAUUAGGGAAGUAGGAUUCUUUCAUCCUGAUCCUUUGAUUAUAGAUGAAACAUUCUUCAAUUACAACCUUCAUUUAUUCACUAUCGUCACAUCUGAACUUUGUGAAUGUAAUAUUGAUUUGUUUGUAUACAAACAAAUAGUAGUUAAUGGUGAUAUAGAACUUGAAUCAGAAUUACUGCACAUCUUUAAUACCAUUUCACAGUUAUUCGUACCAUCUGGAAUUCAAAUGUCAAUGUGUAUGCGUCAACAAAAACCAGUAGAAAUAUCUGAAAAAAUGACGUUAAGAGCAAUCGCAGAUACAAAUAUUUUGGUGAAUGAGACCAUUUUCAUACCUGUAAUUCUCAGAAUGAAUAGUUUGAAGCAUACUUUUGAAAAAUAUAAACAAACGUCAUUUGAAUAUAAACAUAAGGAUUCAAAGGACAUGUUAGGUAUAUUUCUGGAAUGUUUCUAUCAAGCAUUGGGAAGUAAGACACGGUUGGCAUUUGUAACUGAUGGGAAUUUUUGUAUUGCUAUGAUUUUCAAAUUUGGAAGUUUGUUAAAAGCUGAUUAUCGCUAUAAUGUUAGAUCUUUACCUUGUAAGUUUCUAACGUUUGAUUCUAAUGAACAUAAGUUUUCAGUUACCGUUUUUAUGGGAAUGGUUAUUACUUCUAAUAUUGAAUUAUUGGAAAUUGAUGAAACUGAAUUUGAAGAAUUGAGACAAACUAUUAUUCUCAAUGAUGAACAAAAAGAUAAGAGAGCUAAGAUGCAAUAUGAAAUACUAGAUGAAUUUAAUCAAUUAAUUUCAAGUUUAAAAUUGGAACAAAAUGUACAAGUGCUUCAAAAUCAAAUUCUUAAUAAAUGGGAUAUGACUUUAGAUCUUUCUACCCUUGCAAACGUGAUGAAAGAAUAUCCUUUUAGAAUCACCUCCAUUAGUUCAAUUAAACCAGAUAAAAUCAUUAGUGGUAAAAGAAUUCAACGGAAUUAUUCAACCGUCAUCCAAAGUCAAGAUGGUUUCAUCUACAAAGUGUAUGAUCCUGUUAGAAUAGCGUUCGAAUAUAAACUUCACCCUGAAUAUUUAUCGUUCUACGAUAAAAUAAUAAUGGCAUUUGAUUUGUUUGCGAGGGAGGUUUCUGUACAUACUUAUUUACAAGGUAAAUUUGAUCAAAUGCCUGAAUUCCUUGAAAUGGGUUAUUUAACUAAUGACAAUAAACAAUUCUUUGAGGAAAUAUCAAGUGACGAUGAUUACUCUUUAUCUGGAUUUUAUAUUAAAAUGACAAAAAUUGAAGGAGUGUUGCUCAAAGAUAUAAAUAUGUAUUAUACAUUACAAGAUAAAUUAGAGAAGUUAGUUUCAAAGCUUCAUGCUUUAAACGUUACUCAUGGUGAUAUCCAUGAAGGUAAUUUCAUCCUUAACAAAACCACACAUCAACUUCUGGUGUUAGAUUUUGGAAGAUCAUUUUAUAAAGGGUUUCGUGAGGAAGAUGGGUUUGAUUUAAGAAUCUCACAUGAUGAACAGAAACUUCGAUGGAUGUGUAACAAAGAUUGGAAUAAUCAUUUUUGGAAAUCUAACUAA